GUGAAGCACGGUGGUGAAGAUGGUUAGAAUGCACUUAAUAGGGCCACUGUCACAGGGCCGGGUCAAAUGGCUGAGUCUAAUGGGAACAGGAGUCCUUUAUCUGCUGCUGCUAUCAACCUGCCUCGGCCAAGACACCGAAGAUUGGCAAUAUGAGGAAUGUAAACUGUCUCGGUCGGGUCCUCCUGCUACCAUCGUUGCCAUAGAUGAAGAGAGUCCCAAUGGAACAUUGUUGGUGGAGAACAUGCAGAUAAAUGGUGUGGCAGAGGGUCCGGACCGUACCAUCUCUCUUUCCCUAAGGGAUAACCAUGACUACUGGGUGAUUCUUGACCCUUCCAAACAAGCCCUUUACCUCAACAGCACCGGACGGGUUCUGGAUAGAGAUCCCCCCUCAUAUAUUCAGUCCAUUGUGGUUCAGGUUCAGUGUACCAAUGAGCUGAUAGGCACAGUGAUUUUACAUGAGGUCCGCAUCGUCGUUCGAGACCGCAAUGACAACGCGCCACGUUUCCAGCAGCCAAGAUACUAUGUCGCUGUCAAUGAGCUGACACCAGUAGGAACCACUAUCUUCUCUGGUUUCUGGGGGAACAAUGGGGCGACAGACAUCGAUGAUGGUCCCAACGGGCAGAUAGAAUAUACGAUCCAGUACAACCCAAAAGACCCGACUGCUAACAGAACCUUUGACAUCCCCCUGACACUGUUUGGUGCCGUCGUUCUGAGAGAAAGGCUCAACUACGAGGAGAUAACACGGUACCUGGUCAUCAUACAGGCUAACGAUCGAGCCCCCUACCCCAGUGAGCGCCGCACAGCCACCACCACUCUAACUGUGGAUGUACUGGAUGGUGAUGACUUGGGACCCAUGUUUUUACCGUGUACACUUGUGGGAAACACCCGUGACUGUAGUCCCAUCACGUAUAAGGCCCAUGUACUGGAGCUGACAGAGCCGAGUAAAGUGAAUCCCCUCAAUGUGACUCCACCCAUACAAGCUGUGGACCAAGACAGAAACAUACAGCCUCCCUCUGACAGACCAGGAAUCUUAUACUCCAUCCUCAUUGGCAAACCAGAGUCCUAUGCAGAAUAUUUCAGCUUAAACAGAACCACAGCGGAGCUCCUGCUACUCAAGCCCAUCGAUAGAGAGCUCUACCGCAGAUUUGAUCUGGUUAUCAAGGCAGAACAGAACAAUGGCCACCCACUGCCAGCUUUUGCCAACCUCCAAAUUGAAGUUCUGGAUGAAAACAACCAGGCACCAUAUUUCCUGGAGACCAGUUACCAUGGCUACGUCAGCGAAGCAUCACCAGUGGGGACCACCAUAGCGACCAACGCCAGCCUGUCAGCACCACUCACUAUUAUAGCUCUCGAUAACGACGUGGAGGAGACCAGAGAUCCUCAGCUCCAGUUCUUAUUGGACAGCUAUUCUAAUGUUUUCUCUGUGUCUGCUACUGGAAUCAGAAGAUAUCUCAACCUACUGCAGCCACUGGACAGAGAGACACAGGACUCCUAUACAUUCACGCUGUUAGCAUCAGACGGCGUCCAGCAGAGCAUUCCGGUUACCGUGACAAUAACAGUUUUGGACGCUAACGACAACACUCCGACUUUUGCUAAUGUCUCCUAUAAUGUCAACCUUUUUACCAAUAUGAUGCCUGGUGAAAGUAUAAUACAGCUGUCAGCAGUAGAUUCCGAUGCAGGUCCCAAUGGUCAAGUCACCUAUCGGAUCUUAGCUGGUGACCAGGGACAUUUUCUUAUUGGAAACAGCACCGGGAUCAUUACUGUGGCACCGAGUGUUGAGCUCGUCGUGGGGCGCAGCUACGCUUUGACUGUAGAAGCCAUGGACAAUGGACCUGUGCCUCACAGAAGGUCAUCCAUUACCACUGUCUAUAUCGAAGUUUUGCCCCCAAACAACCAGAGCCCUCCCCGUUUCCCCCUGCAACAAUACAACAUAGAGAUCAGCGAAGCUAUGAGGACCGGAGCAACACUGCUUAAUCUACAGGCUGUAGAUCGGGAGAGGGACCCCAUCACUUACAAAAUCCACAGCGGAGACCCUCAUGGACAUUUUUCACUACAGCAGAGUUCAGGGUAUUUGGUUCUGGACAAGCCUCUGGACAGAGAGUCUGUGGAUUAUUAUACCCUGGUGGUCACAGCCUCAGACGGACAGCCAGAUGGGACCUCCACUGCGAUGGUGAACAUUGUGGUGACAGAUGUUAAUGACAAUGACCCGCUGUUCGAAUGCUUCCUGCCUGUAAACCUCACUGUCAUCGAAGAGGAGGAUCAUGCCUACGUCGGACAAGUCAAGGCUACAGACGCAGAUCUGGGGGCAGGCGGUCAGGUCCAUUAUCGGCUUGUCAACCACCAGAAGCUCUUUUCCAUCAAUGCCACAGGAGCGAUCAGAACCGCUGUGCCGCUGGACAGAGAGGUGAAGGGUCACUACUUUCUGAUCGUUGAAGCCUCCGAUGGUGCAGUGGACCCCCGGCGAUCCAGAUUAACUCUGUCUGUCACUGUUCUGGAUGUGGACGACAACAGCCCGGUAUUCACCCAACAAACCUACAAUGUCAACCUACCAGAGAACAGCCCCAAAGAUACAGUCAUUUUACAAUUAAAGGCGAUAGACGCUGACCUCGGCUCCAACCUCACAUAUCAAAUCAGGACCGAAGGCUCGGACAGGGAGAUCCUUCAGCUAUUCCACAUCGACCCCGUGACAGGGGAGCUGACCGUUCUUAAGGCCCUGGACUACGAGUCACUAACGGACUCAGAGCCCACAUACACGUUCACUGUAGAGGCCUUGGACAGAGAGGGGACCAUGCCUCCUGGGUUAGCCUCUGUUACUGUUAGGAUAAUGGACAUGAAUGACUUUUCUCCGGUAUUCAGCCAGUCAGUGUACCGUGGCAUGGUUGCUCCUAAUGCUGUCAAGGGAACCAUCGUAACUACAGUGGUGGCCAAUGACUCUGACCCUGCGGGGACCCCAGCAGGUCUAGUGCGCUAUAAAGUGGACCAGCAAGCGUAUCCAUACUCUGCCAGUGUAUUUGAUGUAGAGGAAGAGACGGGACACGUGGUGACCAGAGUGAACCUUAAUGAGGAGCCCAACCUCAUGUUCAGCCUGAUAGUGGUGGCCUAUGAUGAUGGAGAGCCUGUAAAGGAGAACACAACUCUAGUAGAGAUCACAGUCCUUCAGCCCUCUGUCAUUCCUGUGUUCACCCGGGAAGAGUACAGGUUUGCACCAGUGAGUGAGGAGGCUGCUGUUGGAACUCCGGUGGGAGUCAUCAUGGCAGCUGCUGUCAAUCAAACUAUCGUGUACUCCAUCAUCGAAGGCAACAAGGGAGGGGUGUUCGCAUUAAACGAAACAACAGGAGUGAUCUCCACAGCCAAGCCUCUGGACUACGAGGCCAAUUCCAGCUACACUCUGAAGGUAGAAGCGGACUCCAUGAGAGUGGUGUCCUCAAACCUCCGAGCUCCCUCGAAGACUAACACAGCUAAGGUGGUGAUUGACAUCCAGGAUGAGAACGACCACCCACCGGUUUUCACCAGACCUCUCUACAUUGGAGGGGUUGCAGAAGAUGCCAAAACCUUCACCUCGGUCUUGCAAGUGCAGGCUCUGGACAAAGACACUGGUAACUACAGUUCGAUGAUGUACCGGCUGAUCAUUCCCCCUCCCGCUGGCAGAGACCCAAAAGACAGCAAAGACGGUUUCGUCAUCGAACCUUACAGCGGUGUGGUGAAGACCGCAAUCAUGUACCGCAACAUGAGGAGGUCGUAUUUUAAGUUUGAGGUGGUUGCUACAGACAACUAUGGUCAAGGGCACAGCAGCAAGGCGGAGAUAGUGGUGUCAGUCGUAAACCAGCUGGACAUGCAGGUUGUCGUAUCAAACGUCCCUCCAACUUAUGUGGAGAAAAACAAAGACAAGCUGCUCAGCAUUUUGGAACGCUACGUCCAAGAUCAGAUACCGGGGGCUAAGGUUGUCGUGGAAACCAUCGGGCCACACCGCCAUGGUGAUGGAAUGGAGCAGGAAGACUACACCAAGUCGGACCUCAUGAUUUAUGCUAUUGACCCUCUGACAAAUAGAGCUGUAUCUAGACAGGAGUUGUACAAGUUUCUCGAUGGGAAACUCUUGGACAUCAACAAAGAGUUCCAACCCUUCCUCCCUCCCGGUGGACGGAUUCUGGAGAUCCGAACCCCUGAAGUGGUGUCCAGCGUAAAGAAAGCUGUGCAGGCUGUAGGCUACACAGAGGGGGCGCUGUUGGCUCUGGCAGUUAUUAUCAUCAUCUGCUGUGUCCCUGCCAUACUAAUCGUUAUUAUCACCUACAGACAACGCCAGGCAGAGUGUGCCAAAACAGCCCGUAUCCAGAUGGCAAUGCCAACGGGCAAACCUGGGGGAGGCACUGCCAACAACCUGUAUGAAGAGCUGGGUGACAACGCCAUGCGUGGAUAUGGACAGCAAGAGACACAACAACUUCUGCGACCUUCUCUGCUCAGACCGGAGGAGUUAUCAAUGGAAUCCGGCAUCGACCCCGGCCAGGACUACUACACACAGGACUAUUACAACUACGAUCAUGGGUAUGACCUUCCUCAAUACGGCAGUCGCAGGAAGCUGAUCUCACCAUCCGGCCUCUACGAUGAAUAUGGAGAAGUUGUUGUCGAUGAUGACGGCAGCUACUACUACAGCCCACAGGAGUCUGACGGAGAGCAUGGCAGUAGAAAACGUCGGAUCAAGUUGGUGGUGGACCGAGAGUAUGAGACCAGCUCCACUGGCGAGGACAGCAUGCCGGAAACCCAACGCAGCCGCUUAUCCACCACCCUCAACAGCCACGCCAACGUUAACGGCAGCAUCUACAUGGCCCAGAACGGCUCCAUCAUCCGCACCCGACGUUCAGUAACCACCACGGGUCCCACACACACACACACCACGAACAACAACCUCAAACUCACCUCCCCCAUCUUCAGCUCACGGCUGGCAAAGCACUUUAAAAAACUAGAAAAAAUGGCCGCCACCUUGGAGGAAAGAGUACCCCUGAACAACCCCAGAACAGCAGCAGACGGCGGGUGCCACACACUGCACACCUUCCAAAGCCCAGGGAUGGCCACCUCCGUGACGGCCACAUCAGUCCCUCUCUAACACUGACAACACUAAAACGCUGAACGUGUUAAACACUCGACAAUCCAGCGUUUCUUUAGGGUCAACCAGCACCAGCAACACAGGCCCUGAAAGCCUGGCAUCGAAAUCUAACUUGCUCAAAGUGGCACCGGGCAGGGAGCAGCAGCCUCAGAGCACAGCCGAGAUAGAUGAGUUGAAAGAGGGCGAGAGAGAGUCAAAAGUAGAUGACAGCAAUGAAGACGACGAUGACGGCCUCGUUAUGAGGGAGCCAUUGGAGUGCCCAAGUGACAGGACGCAGUCAGAUGAGGAGGAAUUAUGGAUGGGCCCGUGGAACAGCCUUCACAUACCCAUGACCAAACUCUGACUGAUAACUGAUGCCACUGUGCUUGCUCCUUAUUGCCAAGAUCAUUAAAGCAUUCAGACAUCAUUUCUGUUCAUUAGUUGAGGAACUAAUGGGGAUGCUCCAAUCCAAUUAAAAGAAAUCUAAUUAACAGACUGGUGAGGUUAAGACUCCUCACAUAUUGACUAGAAGAAUUUCAUUCAUUUUUGUCUAAAUUCACAGACAGGUGUUGAGGAUACAUUAAAAAAGAAGAAAAACUUGGCAUCUAAUUGGUUAUUUUUCAAGUUUGUUCAUUAAAUGUAUGUUUUGUAACAGUAUCAGUAUCAGAGCAUCCCCUCAGCCCAACUGAUCUUAAGAGCUGCAAACACCUUCAGAAAACUUGACCUAGAAUGAGAGGACUUAUAUUUCUACUUUGCUAAGAGGUAAUGACACGAACUGGAGGAAAAAGUCUGUGAGCUUUUUAUGGCCCUUUAAAGUGACUGGUGUCUCUGUCUGGAACUGCACUUGUUUCAUUCAGUAUUACAGCCACUGGUACGAUUCAUCUUGAAUUGCCUGACACUUUUCAUUGACACGUGAAGUCUUGUAUUGUUCAAACUUGCCUUUUUAUCCUUGUCAAGCUGCUUGGCAAACUUUAUCCAAAUAAAAAAAAAAAACUAUUUCAUCCA
Lates calcarifer (barramundi perch) is the source of this 6082-nucleotide messenger RNA. Its product is annotated as protocadherin-15-like. Lineage: Eukaryota; Metazoa; Chordata; Actinopteri; Centropomidae. Gene Ontology annotation, cellular component: plasma membrane; stereocilium. Gene Ontology annotation, molecular function: calcium ion binding. Gene Ontology annotation, biological process: inner ear development; homophilic cell-cell adhesion; sensory perception of sound. The record is from RefSeq and is a predicted model, not a curated record.